Molecule: messenger RNA, 1850 nt
Organism: Cottoperca gobio
Lineage: Eukaryota; Metazoa; Chordata; Actinopteri; Perciformes; Bovichtidae
Gene: dhrs3b
Product: dehydrogenase/reductase (SDR family) member 3b
Exons: 6
Coding region: 542-1450 (302 amino acids)
Biological process (GO): retinoid metabolic process; regulation of retinoic acid receptor signaling pathway
Cellular component (GO): lipid droplet
Molecular function (GO): all-trans-retinol dehydrogenase (NAD+) activity
Source: RefSeq, a predicted model, not a curated record
CGGGCUUUGGAGCAAAAUAUUCAUCCCCACUUAACAUGUCAAUCAGGAUUAAUGCCCAUACAAACCUCCCCUUUAGGUUCAUCCUGGUCCUUUCACUAGUGGAAGUACCGAAGCCAGGGCAGAGGCGGUAAUAUAUAAAGCAGAACAGGACAGGACAGGAACACAACUCCAAAGCCCAGCGGUUUCAGUAGCGCGCACCACGGAGCGUAGUCUGGACUUGUGUUUCACGUUUCUGCGUCUCUACCAGUGGAUGACAGGCGUAAUGACUGAUCACUCACUCAUUUCGAGAGCGUGAUGCAUGUCGACUAUCAUGUCAGAGCUCCUUGAAGUCACACACUUCUGCUUUUUUAUUAUUUUUUCGCCGGUGGAUUACUUAUGCAACAGUUUCUGAUGCUGCAGAUGAGAUUGUUUGCAUGCUGGUAAACUUGCAGCAGCUCCUAAAUCGCUGUUUCUGCACUGUUGGAGGAUAUCAGUAGUGCACAUAAACUUGCAGCGUAAACAUUAUAACCUACAUAUCGGCUGCGCGUGAGCACUUUUCGAGAUGGAUUUGAAGAGCGCGUGUCGUAUGUGCCUUUUCCCGGUUCAAAUGCUCUAUUAUAUAGUCAGAGCAAGUUUUUUUUCGCUGAUGCCAAGCAGAAGGAAGGACCUGACCAAGGAGGUGGUGUUGAUCACCGGUGGGGGACGAGGCAUCGGGCGUCACCUGGCUAGAGAGUUUGCCAAGCAGGGGGCCAGAAAGGUGAUCUUGUGGGGACGAACGGAAAAGUGCCUUAAAGAAACUGCAGAAGAGAUCUCUCUCUCUGGAACAGAGUGUCAUUAUUUCCUGUGUGAUGUGGCCAAUCGGGAGGAAGUUUACAAGCAAGCCAAGGUGGUUCGAGAAAAGGUGGGCGAUGUUACAAUAUUAGUGAACAAUGCCGCUGUAGUCCACGGCAAAAGUCUGAUGGACAGCGACGACGACGCCCUUCUGAAAUCCCAACACAUCAACACCAUGGGACAGUUCUGGACUACAAAAGCCUUCCUGCCUCGGAUGCUGGAGCUGCAGCACGGCCACGUAGUGUGCAUAAACUCCAUCCUGUCUCAGUCUCCCAUCCCUGGAGCCAUAGACUACUGUACCUCCAAGGCCUCAUCGCUGGCCUUCAUGGAGAGUCUGACGCUGGGCCUGCUGGACUGUCCCGGCGUUGGCUGCACCACCGUGCUUCCCUUCCACACCAAUACAGAGAUGUUCCAGGGCAUGAGAGUCAGGUUUCCACAGCUCUUUCCACCGCUCAAAUCUGAAGUAGUUGCCCAAAGGACUGUUGAUGCAGUCCGAGCUGACAAGGCCUUCCUCUACCUGCCCUGGACGAUGCAUGCCCUUGUCCUUUUAAAAAGCUUCAUGCCACAAGUUGCACUUGAAGAAAUCCACAAGUUUUCCGGGAGUUACACCUGCAUGAACACGUUCAAAGGGAGGACAUGAGCCUGGAUUGCACAGAAUGUAAGAGAGACCUCAAACUGCUCUGGGGUGCAAUGAAGGGAAUAUGGACCUUAAGACGUCUGGAAGUGGAGGAGGCCCCGUGAUAGUGUGAAGACGAAUACUUAGGGGACAUGCAAGGCAGUUGCUUCUGCAGGUAGAAUUAAGAUAAACUGCAGGAUACAGCCAUGUCCCAUUCGUAUAUGUGUGUGUGUGCCUAUGUGUAUAGUAUGACGGACUGAAUGCCUCACUCUCAACAGAAGCCAUGCAAAGGUUUGGACCAGUAGUUAUUCUGGGAGGUUUUCAUGACAUUUGUUUUAGCCUGUUUUUACACUUCUUUUUUUAUUCUCCUUUUUUAAUGUGUCUUUAAAUCGAAACAAGAUAAUAAAACGGAGUUUUAGAGAUG